Prorocentrum cordatum is the source of this 1000-nucleotide messenger RNA. The record is from the annotation of a GenBank genome assembly. NCBI's taxonomy places the organism in Eukaryota, Dinophyceae, Prorocentrales, Prorocentraceae.
GGUGGGCCCAUGCUGAGCACUUUCGCGGCGGGCAAGCAGUCCCCCGAGUAGGCGGCCGAAAUCUGCGCUUGGCAUGGCAGGCGGGCAUCUCGCAUUCAGCCGACUGGCUACAAGAAAAUCCAAGACAGUCCCAUGCGCACGGCUUUCCCUUCUGGAGAGACGGGCGGAGUGACAGCAUGCCUUGGCCACCCCAGGCCAGCAUGCGGUCCUGGUCUUUGCAAGGGCCGCUGCACCUGCGGCGGCCUGACUUGGCGGGGGAGGGGCGGAGGGAGGGAAAAUCGCAUGAGCCCCAGACUUGGGGCUGCGGGCCACAGCUUACACAAGGCGAGGAGAGGAGGGAAGGCGGGGACGACGGCAGGACAAGAGGGGAGGAAGGGGCAGCAUAGCUGGCGCCCUGACCUGAGCUCAGAGGCCCGUCCUGGAAGACAGCCUGCUGCCAGGCCCUUCCGGCGCUCAGCGCCGGGCUGCCAGGCCCGCCGCCGCGGCGAGUGCCAGCGCCGGCGCCGUCUGGAGCACCGCGCAGCGGGCCGCGGCGCUCGUGGUGUCGCCCUCCACGGUGGUGUCCGUGAGGCGGCGCUCGUCGGCCAGCGUGGUGGACUCGUCCACCGCCGCCCCCACUUGAGCGAAGGACUGCAAAAAAAAACCACUUGAACGGAGGGUUUUUUUGCAAUCCGCCGCCCCCACUCGAACGAAGGGUUUUUUUGCAAUCCUUCGUUUUGCAAAGCCGCGUCGCCCACGAAAAGGAACGCGAGGAGCGCCAGGAGCAGGGUGCCGAGGCCGCCGUUGCGAGCCGCGGCGCUCGUGGUGUCGCCCUCCACGGUGGUGUCCGUGAGGCGGCGCUCGUCGGCCAGCGUGGUGGACUCGUCCACCGCCGCCCCCGCCGCGCUGUCGCCAGCGAGCAGCAGGGCGAACGCUGCGAGCACCAAGCGGUUCAUGGCAGCAGUGGGGGGGAGCAACGGCGGCCGGGGGCGUGAGAGAAAAGCCGCGGGCAAGAAUGGCU